AUGAACUAUUCAGAAGCAGCCAGAUCCUGCUUGAGUAGGAAGGACUAUGCUGGAUACCUUGAAAACGCUCAGAAACAGUACGAGCUAACAGGAUCUGCAGAGGAUGCAAGGGAGGUCGAGAAGGCAAGGAAGGCCCUUUCACUGCACAAGGAGAUCGAGAAGUUCCUCAGAAAGGACCCCUCAGACUAUUACGACAUUCUGGGUGUAUCUAAAGAUGCAACACAACCCGAAAUAAAAAGAGCUUUCAACAUGUUGAUAAUGAAGUUCCAUCCAGACAGGACUGGAAUUCAUGAGUCCGGAGCUGUCUCGGGAAUGAUCCAGAGUGCAUAUGCAACUUUGGGAAACCCGGAAAAAAGAAGACGGUACGAUAUGGCCAGAGAGGCGCCUACAUUCAGCAGAGCAGGCCCCAGAUUUACCCACGGCGAUGAUAUCAUGCAGAAUGUAUUCUUCAAUGUAUUCCACACUCAGGGAUAUCAGGGGCCAUUCACUUACUCUAAUGACUUGUAUGACCACUUAUACUCACAGAUGUACAGGAGAUUCACCCACAGAAGACAUAGCACAAACGAUCCUGAUGCCCAGAGGAUAUUUGUGUUUCUCAUAGUCAUCGUGUUAAUACUCUUAACAAUGUAA
Molecule: messenger RNA, 630 nt
Organism: Encephalitozoon hellem ATCC 50504
Lineage: Eukaryota; Fungi; Microsporidia; Unikaryonidae
Product: DnaJ-like protein
Exons: 1
Coding region: 1-630 (209 amino acids)
Biological process (GO): cellular response to misfolded protein
Cellular component (GO): endoplasmic reticulum membrane
Molecular function (GO): Hsp70 protein binding
Source: RefSeq, a predicted model, not a curated record